ACUGUUCUUCAUGCAUGCGAUGGGUCGCUCUGAGGACACCAUCGAGCUGGGCUCUGUGCUCGCCCGGACGUUCGCCAAAGCCUCUGCCAGCCAGGAUCGCAGCCUUGUAUGUGGCCCGGUGAUCACCGCCUUGGCCCGCUACUACGGGGUCGACUUCACUGGGAUGACCAUGGUCCGAGGACCAACCCCGUUCAGCGAGGCCGUCCUCCGCCACCAGCAUUUGGUUUCUCGCCAAGGGCGUGUGCACUGGAUUGCGGGCCUCCCUCAUCCACCUCUACCUGCAGAGGGCGACCAGCCAGAGUCGAGCGUAGCUGGGGGGACGCCGGGUUCACUGUCGUACUGUUCGUCGUGGCCAGACUCCUCGAGCCCCUCUACUGCUCCCAGGUCUCCGGCUCCCGGGUCUCCUACUCCCGUGGUGCCCAUUUCUGACCAGUUGGCGGCCAUCGCUCAGCAGAACGAGCGCAUUCUGGCCAGCCAAGAGCGCAUUCACACCCGCCUCGAUCGUGAGCGAGACCGCGGGCGUCGUCUUAUGUCCGGCCAGCACUACAUCAUGCCAUACCUGGGCUUGGACCCGAACGCAGUCCACUACCCCUUCGUGCAGUCCCCAGGGUAUGAGGAUGAGUACCCUCCACCCACCGGCGAUGGUGGUGAUGCAUUCUAGUGGCGAGUGGCUGGUUCUGUGCCUCAUUUGUGUUCCAGACUAAGACUCCAUGUUUUUGUUGUUUCUUUUUGUUUUGUUUUGUUUUUUUUUAUUUUGGAUUGUAGACUUGGAACUCCGGUUCUUUCACCAGUGUGUGUCUUUUGUUGACUUUAGCUCUGUGCCUUGGACUGGUUCCCCUUUCAGUCCCCUGCUCUUGACUAGUCUGCCUCCCAGUCCCCGUUCCUGAUCUCACUUCCUGGUAACAUCGUUCCCCUUCCCUCUGCUCCAUUGAGGACACUGUCGCAUUUAAGUGUGGGGGGGUUCUUUGUAUUAAUUGGAACGUAUAUAUGUGUGCUUGGAGCCUAGUCCGCUGUCCAAAUCUCAAGAUUUGAAGGCUCCAAGCACUGCUGUUUGCUUGAUGUUUGAUCGUAUUGGCACUGUGGAUGUGAUUAUUGAAUUGAAUGGCUUUUGACUUAAUGCAUGACAACUUGAGUGUGACUAAGACAGCUUAUUAUGAUGACUGAGAUGUGCAGUAGAACUGUGUAGGGGUUCAGUUUUUCAACUGUUUGCUUACCAACGGUGACUUGGAUUGAUCACUUGCUUUUGACUGUCAUUUAUGCAUCUACCCGAGGCGGAGGGAAAAAUACGGGGGUACUUAGUUCAGGGAAUCAGAGCGAGAGAUAGAGCAUAUAGGUAGCCAUGUGAGACUUGAGCCUGCUCGUUUCUUUCUUGUGCGAUAGUUCCCUCUUCCAUGAUGAGUAGCAUUCACGUUGUCAUUAGCUAAGAUGAUGGAGGCAUAGGAUUAGUCCACGACCAAAUUGACUGUCCUGGUGUGUCAUACCCCCUAGUCAGCCCCUUUGAGCCGUGUGUUCUCCUUUCUUUCGGUCAAUAUGAAAAAUCACCCUUUUGCAUCUCUUAGAAGGUUUCACAGAGUGGUUUUUAUAUGUUCUCUGCUGUUUCUGCUAAAUAUAAUGUGAGGGUUGGAGGUAGUUCUUAAAAAGUUGGGCAGGUGUUUGAAAAAUGUGCAGAGGUGGUGGUUCUCUUAAGAAAUGAAAAAAAAAUGAAAACAAAGAAAAAAAAUGAAAGCAAAAGAGAGUCACCACCAAAAAUCUAAAUAGUGCCCAUUAAGUAGUGUUUCUUAGCAGUCUGGCUUAGAAAUACUAGCAUUUAUGUGACCUCCUUCGCUCUUGUGCUCUGAAGAAUUUGAGUAAUGCAGAAUAGUAGAAAGAAAGUUAUUGGUUUGAUUGACUGUGAGUUUGUUGGGUUUGGAAAUGUGGAACCUUGUGUUAUGAAUACUUCCACCACCUAAAAGGACUUUUCCCCAUGUCCAAGACCCUAGCCAGUCAUCUGAACCUGUGUCUAAGACCUCCGGAUUAGUUAGUGGUGACACCUCAUAUGUGAACUCUAGCAUUUAGAAGCUGCCUUCAUGGUGAAGAGACUUUAGGGAUUGAGAGAAUAAGCAUGCACAUUUUUCGCAUCAAAUUGUCCUGACCCCACUGGUCGAGAGUGAGCGAUUCAUUUUCUCAUAUUCUCUAUACUCUUUAUCCCGGUGAGGACCUAUAUUGCUCGGUCUUAAUUCUGAUAUCUUGAGCUUUAUGCAUGAAGUGACUGUUUUGAAUAAGUGGUUGGAUCAAGUCUAUGUUGGUUGGUGAACAGAAGGGAGACUCUUCCUUUGCUCGACUUUACUGCAUUCGAAUGUCAUCUGUGGUGGUUUUCUAGGUUGUCGUUGAGGUUGUCCAUGUGUUAAUGAUCAAAAGCCAGUAUGAUCCACGUGUUUUGUGCCGAUAUGAUAUGCCCUAAAGCCUGCUUAAUUGAAACGUUUUGAGCUUACCUUGUGUCUGACUUGGUUUGCUUGGGGACAAGCAAACGGUUAAGUGUGGGGGAAUUUGAUAACGAUGUAAUUGCACAUGUUUGCACCCUUAGUUCUUAUCCGUUUGCGGGGCAUAAUCGUGUAUUUUUAGCCUAUUUUACGCCGGGUUGUGAUACUUUGUCAUAUUUUAGGUCCCAGACGUCGAACGAAAGGCUAAGCACGAGUUUCGGGGCAUUCGGAAGUCAUUCGGUCGAGCUGGAGCCAAAGCACGGGCACGCCUAAAUCAAAGCACGGCCGUGUUCCUGGACCGUGUUUUUACUGCCGAGGCUUGAUCCAAGACUUUCCAACACUGGCCCAAAACACGGGCGGGGCUGACCCAAAACACAGCCGUGUCCAACAUUAGGCACGACCGUGUUUUCCCCAAAGUCUGGCCGUGUUUUUAACACGUGGAAAGGGCACGGGCUGGCUGGAGCAAAGCACGGCCGUGCCGUCGACCGUGUUUUGCCCAGUGAUGCCCUUUUAGGCAGAUUUCAGCCAAAAGAGAAGCGGAUCCCAGUUUUAGAGAGACAGAGCGAUUCCUAGUGAGAUAAAGCGACAAACAAGAGCUCCCAAGUGCCCUAACUUGAUCUUCAUCACCAUUGGAGCCUGACUUGAGCUUGGAGGAGUGCCGAUCGACGACCAGGAGCAGAAAUCCAUCCUUCAUAGUAUGGUUUCCGCAUCUGAAUAUGCUUUUGCUUCUUUCUCUAUGGAGUAGUUCUCCCAUUCAUCUGGGUAUGGAGAACCCUAGAUUUGUAUGUUAGGUCUGAUUGUAUGAACCCAAGUACAGAUUCUAUGAUUUGAUUAUAUUCAAUUGAGGUUUGAAUGAUUGAAUGGCAUGAAUCCUUAUCAAAUUCCUGUUGUUUCUACUUUAACCUAGAAAGAGAAUAUUUGCAUAGGUUGAUAGAGCACCCUUAAUUGAAGGUAGUGAAUUGGCGACUUUAGUCGAGGAGCCAAUUCACUAUUCUGUACCGAAGUUACUUCGGUAGAGGAGGUUUUGUUCGUUAGGGCCUCAAUCUGUUUACUCCGGUGGAGGUUAGUCGCCCGCUAGCGACUCAGAUUGAGAGGGUCUGGAGACCUUUAGUCGAGACUUAACUGCAGUCUAGGGUGAACCAUAUCCGGGUGACCUCUCUCGACUAGAAACAACCGUUUAACUUGCUUUGUGUUUUUGCUUGUUUGAACCUGCACUUAAGUUUCACUGCUAGAUAAUAAGAAUUCACUGAGUAGUCAUCAUAUCUAGGACCCGGGUUGGCAUUAAAACCCAAACCCUCUAUACUACGCUUUAGGAAGUGGUUACACUUGGCCAUUUUCUAGAGUGACAGUAGGAGUGAGACAGUUACGGACGAGAGGGGGGACUGUGUGGAGUCGCCGGUGGCGAAAAUAGAAGGAGGAACGGCAACAGGAGUGGAUAGGUUUGGGUAAGAAAUUUUUUAUUUGCUUCGGUUUACUACCGAUUUUAAUUGUUUCUGAUUUUUGCUCUAUUUGGGUGCAGGUUAUCCGAACGAUGCAUAUCUAGGUGAUUUCUUUGUUAAACUCGAGUUAAUACGAUUAGAGUGAUUAGGCUAAAAAGGGUCGUAUUCUGGUUGUUUCUAAAAUGGUUCAUAGAUAUGGAUUUUAGUGAAUGUAGUUGAGUUUGCUUAUUCGGAGUCCAGGAUUUAGAGAAAAGAAGGAAUUUUUAAACUUAUGGUCAUUAUUCAUAAAUCACUGAUUUUUAAUAAAAAAAUGUAAAAUGAAGCCCGUUCUCCAUCUCACAGCUGCUGCUUGUGAUUUUUAUUAGACUAGGUUAAUUUUCAAAAACAGUUAAGGGUUUAUAAAAUCUGAAAUUUAUUGUGAUAUGUUGAUUUUUGUUGGAUUUGGUUUUUAUUCAGAAAUCACAUUUGUUUCUAUUAGUGAAAUUUUGGCGAUUGAAAGCUAUAUAUGUGUUGGUUUGAGUUAUAUAUGCUUAAAAAGAAGUUGAAACUUGACUGAAGAUUGAAAGCUAUAUAUAUAAAUUUGUUUGAGCUAUAUAUGCUUAAAAAGAAGUUGAAACUUGACUAAAGGUUAAAACGAUGCUUACCAAGAAAUUAGGAUAAUGAUAGAAACUAAAGCAAGUGGAUUUAGACGGGAGAUAUAAGUUAUUACUACAUAAACGGUGUUCAAUUGA
Molecule: messenger RNA, 4629 nt
Organism: Linum trigynum
Lineage: Eukaryota; Viridiplantae; Streptophyta; Magnoliopsida; Malpighiales; Linaceae
Source: the annotation of a GenBank genome assembly